AUGGUCGAAGACCCAGAGCAGGCCGCCUAUAUCAUCGAAUGGACCACCUUGGAUGACCUGAAGAACUUUCAGUCCUCCCCCGCCUGCGCAGAGUUUCUGCGAAAUCUCCCUGAAAGCAAAGAUCCACGAGUCUCUGUCGAAUCCGGUCAAGCUCUGGGGCAUCUGAGCUUCGAGGAUGCGUCCGCUCAGCCGUCGCCUGCUUCGUCGCGCUUCUUAACCUUGAAACAUAUCAAAGAGGAAGUGACAUCAAACGUCGAGGGCCGCGUGACGUUUACUGCCUUCUCAAUACCGCAAAAGAUCGACGACGUUCGGGGGAUGUGGAACGACAAAUUCAGCAGUGCGUUUGGCACCUUCGUCCCACGCGGCUCCGAGUUCAUGAAAAGCCAUCGCUAUUUCCGACACCAUCUCUCAGCCGUGUGGUUCUGGGUGCUUGAGGAAGACAAUUGGGUGGCAAACAAGUUCGGAAAUUCGGACCAAACACAAGGACAUAGCCACGGCCGGACAGUCUUCUGCCAGUUUUACGUCUGGCGUCGUAGACUGGAUGUCACUCCGGAGCACGAAGAAGCCUCGGCAGCGGACCCGCAGGCGAGGGAGUCGUGGGAGCAAGCGAUAGCGCAGGUUAUGCCUCCGGCCACCGCCUGGGAACAGGAGCGUUGGGACAUCCGGGGUGUGCCACGGUUCUUUCCCCCCGAGCCCGAUGUAGAUCCCGAGUAUCCUGAGUAUGAACUGGAGCAGCGAAGAGCCUUGGAUGAGUAUCUCCAAAUGCAUGGUUUCAAAGUCGGUGAGACUUCACAAACUGACUAG
This is a messenger RNA of Colletotrichum karsti, 804 nucleotides long. RefSeq lists its product as uncharacterized. The transcript is spliced from 2 exons. The record is from RefSeq and is a predicted model, not a curated record. NCBI's taxonomy places the organism in Eukaryota, Fungi, Ascomycota, Sordariomycetes, Glomerellales, Glomerellaceae. Bases 1 to 804 code for a protein of 267 amino acids.